CAACUGUGAAAAAUCCAUGGAUCAGUUUGUGGAAUCCAGAUGUUCACAAGAUAGUCCCAUGUCUUCCAAUUCAUCAUCUGGAGGUUUUCAAGACACAUGGGCAGAGAGAAAAUCUGUGCUGCAGUGUAAUAAGUACAUGUUGCUGAAUAAAGAGGGAUGUGAUGUCACUUUCCUUGUGGGUGCGAAUAGCACACCCAUUAAAGCCCACAAGUAUGUGCUGGCAAGCAGGAGCCCUGUAUUUUUUGCCAUGUUUCUAGGACCAGCAAAGGAGUCUUCUGAUGAAAUCAUAGUACCUGAUAUUGAAGAUCUUGUAUUUGAGAAGUUUUUAAGGUACGUUUACUUUGAAGAUGUCAAGAUUUUGGAUGGUGAUAACGUCUUGCAUGUAUUGUAUGCAGCUAAGAAAUAUUCCAUGAAAGGUCUGGAAUCCAAAUGUAGAGAAUUUCUUGUUCAACACCUCAACACUGAGAAUGUUUGUGUCAUUCUAGAAAGUUCUCAUACUUUUGGGAAUGGUAUUAUGGAAGAGAAAUGUUUGCAGCAUAUAUUAAGAAAUGGUGACAGGGUUUUGCAGUCACCGUCUUUCUCUGACCUCUGUAGGAAAUGUGUGAAGACGAUCAUUUCAAGCAACGAUCUGGAAGCAGACGAGGCUGUUGUGUUUAAGGCUGCUGUAAAAUGGGCCGGAGCAGUUUGCUGCCGAAAAUGUUUAACCCCAAUAGACAGGAAUAUUAGAAAAGCACUGGGUGAUAUUUUGUUUGAGAUUCGUUUUCCCAUAAUGCAGUUGUCAUUCUUUGCAGACAAGGUGGCUUCUAGUAACAUUCUGAUACAAAAAGAGAAAAUUGCUUUGUAUGAAUAUCUGUGCAGGUCUGAUACUUCAGAUGCAAAAUUAGAGAUUCCAUUCAAUAUGGAAUACAGAAAAAAUAAGAGUUUUCUUGUUUGCAAGCGAUUUAACCACUUGUCUGCAAUUUGUGAUUGGGAAAAUGCAGGGCGCAAGAACUCCAUAGCAUUUUCCUGCACUCGAGCAAUUUGGAUGCAUGGUAUAAUGAUGUACGAAUCAUCUUCACUGGAUGCCUGUGAAAAUUCUGUCAUAGUGAGAAAUGAACUAGGAGAAGUAAUGUAUAACUCAGAUGAAAAAAGAAACACAAGAAGAGAAUUUGCAGGAGGAAAGAUGUAUAACCUUUUCUUUGGGGAAAGGCUAAAGAUUCAGCCACUGAAAUUCUAUACGAUAUCAGUCAAAAGCAUGGGUCCAAAGAGCUAUCAUGGAGAGGGUGGUAAACGUUACGUGUCAUGCGGCCCAUUUAGAUUCGAAUUUCGGGACAGUUGCACAGAGAAGGUUCCUUUGUUAUCCACUUUGGGACAACCUGUAAAUGUUCAAGAAACCACCCAAUCCACAGGGCAGAUCCCAGGAAUCAUCUUCUCCAGUUGGUUAUAAGAAAGUUAACCACCCCCUGAAAGUGAAGUUCUCCAAUAGGAUCAACACAUUUCUAACAAACCUUAACAGCCUGUUUUUCUGGUGUAAAACUGGUUGAGACAGCAUGGAAUCCAUGCACAGGAUGUUUUCAAGGGUUUG
Messenger RNA from Saccostrea echinata, 1564 nucleotides. RefSeq names its product BTB/POZ domain-containing protein 6-like. Gene Ontology annotation, biological process: neurogenesis. The transcript is spliced from 2 exons. Gene Ontology annotation, cellular component: cytosol. The record is from RefSeq and is a predicted model, not a curated record. Gene Ontology annotation, molecular function: protein binding. The coding region runs from base 17 to 1426 and encodes 469 amino acids. Lineage: Eukaryota; Metazoa; Mollusca; Bivalvia; Ostreida; Ostreidae.